CGUCGGGUCAUGUUCACGUUUUGUUUGUGGACAAUGACAAUUUUGUGGUCUACGCUUGGACCAGAAUAUCUUGCUUCACUGCCUGAGAUAAGUACGACAUCCAGAAUACGGCUUUACACAGGCAUCCGAAACAUUCUAUCAAAGUUUCAAUUCGCAACCGGUACCAGCCACCGGGCUCGACGACAUCGAAGUACGAAAAAGUGACCGAAGGCCCGAAAGCCGUCGUCGGGCCGUGAGCGGCAAGGUUGAAGUUACGCAAGCGUGCCUUGCGCAUUAUGCGGAACUCUUGCUCGGGAAUCCACAACAUGACCGGCGCUUCUGACCGCAGGCAGCCCCUUGUGAGACGAGAAUCGGUAAUGCUCACCGUUCGUCGUUUCCUCGCGAAUUGUACCAAUUCCCAGAACGAAAUGAACCAACAAAAAGUCCCGGCGAAUCCGUCGCUCUUCUCAAAAUUUCAUGUUGCAACACAGACCGAACAGGUUUCUCCCAAACUGUUAUCAACCACAAUCCAGACUUCCUCCCGAACAGCAGGACCGAAAACUGAAAAUAAAUAUAGAAAAAAUGAUGGUCCCUUCUUCUACACGACUACGCGAAAUGCUCGCAGACCCCAACAAGAUCGUGGUCUGCCCCGGAGUCUACGACGGCAUCAGCGCCCGCUUAGCACUAAAUGAGGGCUUCGACACUCUAUAUAUGACCGGUGCGGGCACGAGCAUGUCUCGUCUUGGUGAGGCGGAUCUGGUUCUGGCGACGAUGACGGAUAUGAAGAACAACGUGGAGAUGAUAUCCAACCUCGAUCCAUCUGUGCCUGUCAUCGCCGACGCAGACACCGGAUACGGCGCGCCCAUCAACGUCGGUAGGACGGUGGCCGCAUACAUCAGAGCCGGCGUCGCCGCCUUCCACCUCGAGGACCAAGUCGUCAACAAACGAUGUGGACAUCUAGCCGGGAAGCAGCUCGUCUCCAAGGACGAAUACCUCACGCGCAUACGCGCGGCGUCCGAUAUCGUCAUUAUCGCCCGCACGGAUGCCCUUCAGUCUCUGGGCUUGGAGGAGGCAAUCAGCCGACUCGAAGCCGCAGUCGCAGCUGGAGCCGAUGUCGCCUUCCUGGAGGCGAUCUCGACCCGCGAGGAAGCCGAAGCGGUUUGUCGAGUCUUCAACCCACAGAGCGUGCCCAUCAUGUACGGAAUGGUGCAGGAGAGCAAGGCGUACAAAUUGAGCCCCGUCGAGGCUAAGAACAUGGGUUUCAAGAUCAUUGUGUUCGCGUCCCUUUGUCUCGCCCCGACCUUUUUGGCUGUCUCAAAGGCUUUAAGGACGUUGAAGGAGCAGGGAGAUUGUGAGAGAUAUGGUCCUGAUGCCUCGCCGCAUCGACUUUUUGACGCCUGUGGCAUGCAGAAAUUGAUAGAAUUCGACCGGCUCGUGGCUAAUCCGUCGGAUUAGACAUUGCCGAUGAAAAUUCACAAAACAAAAUAAAUUCUGCCAUUAUUGGGCCUUUAAGAAAAAUUGGUCGGAAAGUGAUGUGCACCACCUUCACUCUUUGAGACAGUGAGAUGCUCAUUUGAUUUGGGUCCUACGGUGGGAGUUUCGGCGGACCACGUUGUGUCGUGGGAGGAAUGAAUGGGUUGCAAGCACUGUUGUUUCUCUCACAGUUCCACCAAACAGCCACGGGCUCUUGUAUAUAUGAAUCAGAGAG
Messenger RNA from Cladophialophora immunda, 1687 nucleotides. RefSeq lists its product as uncharacterized. Bases 457 to 1434 code for a protein of 325 amino acids. The record is from RefSeq and is a predicted model, not a curated record. The transcript has 2 exons. NCBI's taxonomy places the organism in Eukaryota, Fungi, Ascomycota, Eurotiomycetes, Chaetothyriales, Herpotrichiellaceae. Gene Ontology annotation, molecular function: catalytic activity.